UGAAGCUCUUCCGCAGAGAGCUCCAACAAUGGCCGCUGGACGUGAGGUCUCAGUGGUAACUAUUGGAGGUAAAGGCUCCUCUCUCUCUUCGUCAUCUGUCUACGCCAUUGCUAAUGGCCUCUCUCAGGUAAGAAUCGAUUCUGCAGUCACUGAUAAGCUACCUAUGAAACAACCCCUCUCUACGUUUCCUCAGCAGAACUGGAAAUCGAAAUUUCUAACCGUAGAAGAAUCUCGAGCUGCUCUUGUCGUCCUUCUGAACAAGCUCGCUCUCUCCAAUGCUGGUAUCCGUGACGUUCUUCCCGAUUCGAUUGUCGGAGCCCUAAAUGCCGGAUUCGACCCCGAAAGCUUGGACUUUGGUUCUGUAUCUGCGUUUCUCGAUUCCUUGUUUCGGUUAAGCUCGAAGAAUCUCAAGGAGGUUGGAGUAACGGAUAGGGAAUUGGUUGUGUUGGAGAACCCUUCUGCUGUUUUGAUUGGCAUUUCUGCGCUUUUGGAUCACUCGUCUAUGGUUUUGUCAACUGUUGCAGACGCAGUUGCUGCCUUAUCAUGUGAGGCUUCAAAGGCUGACGUAUCAGCAUUCAAUUAUUUGGAUUCGGGCGACGGUUUUUCUGCUAAGGACGAGUCUGCUGUUGCCAGUGAUAUAAAGGUUUUAAUUGUUGGAUCCAAGCUUGUAGGCCGGGCCAAAUUGGAUGCUAUUUCGGAGAUUCCCGAGGUUCACGGGAGUUUGAGGGAAGUGGUGAGGUCCGUUCACGCGAGGUUGCGGGUUGAGCUGAAUUCUGUGGUGAAAGUUGUUAAAGGGGGUUCUGGGAGUAAUGGGUGUGGGAAGGUGUUGAUGAAUACAUUAUGGCCGUUGGCGUCGUCACUUCAGUUCUUGGGUGAGAAUAGUUUAUGUCGAGCGAAAUUCAAUGCUGAUUCGAUAAAUUCUGUUGAUUUACGGACUCAGAUGCUGGAACUGCUUGAGAGAAGUUGCCCUACUUCUAAUAGUUUGAACGAUGCAUUUCGAUUGAUUUGGGAAGCUAAAUGUGAAGCUGAUAACAUUAGUUUUUUGCAUGGAAUUUACUGUUUAUUGCUUAAUGUGAGAACAAUUGUUGCUUGGGAAGGGGCAUUAGCAUUAUUUUCACUUGAGAAAAGUGAGUCAAAUGAAAAAGCCCAAGGAGCUGCACCUGCAAGAGCUGAAGGAAAUGGAGGCAAUGUAAAUGCUGAAAGGAAGAGUGAGAAAAAGAAGAAGGUCUUGGGAAAGGGAACUACUGUUAUAAGGCAACUUGUUAAAGACAGGUUGCAGAAUCAGGAGGGAGAUAUGGUUGACGAUGUGGAAGUGCUAGUUCGCUGGUCUCAAAACCUUUCCUUGUUUUUCGACCCUAAGGACCCAGAACUUGAUAUUUUCCUUAAGAAAGUAAAAGAGAUUGUGGAAAGCAAUGAAUCUAGAAGACUUCCCAAAAUUCCUAAGGGUACUCGGGAUUUCGCAAAAGAGCAAAUGGCCAUAAGAAUGAGAGCAUUUUCAAUCAUAGAAGAGGUAUUUGAGAUGCAUGGAGCAACGGCCCUAGAUACUCCUGUUUUUGAAUUGCGAGAGACACUUAUGGGAAAAUAUGGGGAAGAUUCAAAGCUGAUAUAUGACCUUGCUGAUCAGGGUGGUGAGCUAUGUUCUCUGCGUUAUGACUUAACUGUGCCAUUUGCUAGAUAUGUAGCCAUGAAUGGUCUCAGUUCAUUCAAAAGGUACCAGAUUGCUAAGGUAUACAGAAGGGAUAACCCAUCUAAGGGACGAUAUCGUGAAUUCUACCAAUGUGACUUUGAUAUCGCUGGUCAGUUUGAAUUGAUGGGGCCUGAUUUUGAGGUUAUCAAGAUUUUGACUGAACUUCUUGAUGAAUUAAACAUCGGUGAUUAUGAGAUAAAGUUGAAUCAUCGGAAAUUGCUGGAUGGGAUGCUGGAGAUUUGUGGCGUUUCUCCUGAAAAAUUUAGAACAAUAUGCUCAAGCAUUGACAAGUUGGACAAGCAAUCAUUUGAGCAAGUCAAGAAGGAAAUGGUGGAGGAGAAGGGAUUAUCAGUCGAAACAGCAGACAGAAUUGGAACUUUUGUGAAGAGCAGGGGACCACCGCUGGAAAUAUUAUCCGUGUUGAAACAAGAGGGUAGUCAGUUUUUAGAACACAAAGGAUCUGCUGCUGCAUUGAAUGAGCUGCAGAUUUUGUUUAAAGCUUUGGAAAAAUCCAAGAGUAUAAACAAGGUGGUCUUUGACUUGUGUCUUGCAAGAGGUCUUGAUUAUUACACUGGAGUUAUAUUUGAAGCAGUUUUCAAAGGUACUACACAGAAGCAUGGAAGAUCAUAUUUGCUUAUUUACGAUUGGCUGAUCAUGCUAAAGCUUGAUGGAGAUCCCAUGAAGAGAAGCUCAGAGUCAGACAACAUGAUCCAGCGUACAGAAUCUCUUAAAAAUUCUGAUGACAGGGUGGAGAAAGUACUUGAAGAAUCCACUGCAGAUGUCGCCAUGGAAGGCAAUGAAGAGAUUGUGUCUAUUGAUGAACUACCAACUGAUGAUUGCAUUGAAAAGUUCAUGCCUCAAGAUUCUAUUGUAGAAAACUGCAUUGCAGCGGUUGAUGUACUUUCCUGUGAGAUCGUUGUAGAUGAGUUUGUUACUAUAGUUGAAGCGAUGGAUGUGACAAUUUCUAAAGAUCCCGUGGUUAUUCCCUUUGAAGCCAACAUUAAUUUAGAGGUGGAGCAUGUGGAUUUUAUCUUUCCACCUAAGUUUUUCGAGGAGAAAGGACCACGUCUCGCAGACUUCAUUCCCUAUGUUUGUGAGCUGCCGAAAUUUUAUUAUGGGCUGAAGUUGAACUUUCAUCACAUGAAGAUUCUUCCUUCUCUACAAAACUCGAGGUCGAGUUUUUUUCAAGCAUAG
This is a messenger RNA of Telopea speciosissima, 2881 nucleotides long. Its product is annotated as histidine--tRNA ligase, cytoplasmic-like. Gene Ontology annotation, molecular function: catalytic activity. Gene Ontology annotation, cellular component: mitochondrion. The transcript is spliced from 7 exons. The coding region runs from base 29 to 2881 and encodes 950 amino acids. Gene Ontology annotation, biological process: mitochondrial translation. Lineage: Eukaryota; Viridiplantae; Streptophyta; Magnoliopsida; Proteales; Proteaceae. The record is from RefSeq and is a predicted model, not a curated record.